UGGAGGGAAAACCAAAAUUCCCCAGAACCCUCAAAAUCAAUGCCGAGAAGACGCCUAAGACUUCACUGCUCCUCCGAUGAAGAAGAAGAAGAAGAACAGCUCGAUAACGAACCUCCACUGGAAAGCUCCGCCGUCACUCACCAACCCAUAACCCUAUCACUUCCUAACCCUAACCCCGCUGAACCGCUUCCAAUCUCCGACGACGAAUUCGUUGAUGUCUACGACAGCUUCACCCCUCCCUCUUCCCCUCCUCCGGAGGCGUCCGAAACGGCUGCUCCGGUUACAUCAGUGGAGAGCUCUGACUCUCCCAUUGGAGACCUUCUUUUAAGAAUGGGACUUAAAUUGAGGAGAGAGUGGCUGGAUUCUUGCGUUCAAGGACUGCAGAGCUCGGUCCCUAGGUUUUCGACUCUCGAUGUUUCUGCAAAAGCGAAGCUUUGCUUUCAACAAUUCUUGUUUUCGGAUAUGAAUUAUUCCGGAGGCGGUAUUCUUCCCGAAAAUGUUGAUUCAAUGCACCUUGUUGAUCUGAAAGGACCCUUCGUCUUGCAGGUUGAUGAGAUAGUAAAUAUUAGUUGUCCGCUCAAGGGAAGAUAUCAGGAUGCGCCUCCUGGGAUCAAGAGGUGCCUUAAGUUAUCCAUGACAGAUGGCGUUCAACGUGUGUUUGGCAUGGAAUACAGGCCUAUUAAAGAUCUCCAAGUUUUGGCUCCCGCUGGAUUGAAGGUUGCCAUCUGUAAUAUACACAUACGACGUGGGCUUCUUGUGCUGGUCCCUGAAAGUUUAGAAGUUCUAGGGGGAGUAGUUGAGGACUUAGAAGCGGCACGACAGCGUCUUGUUAAUGAAGUAAACAAGCCACCUAGGGGUAAAAGAUCAAAGACAGGAGUGGUUCCUCCUUUAGCAACUAGAGCAACUCUUGCUGCAUGGCCUCUGAAUGGUGUUAAUGCUGUUGAGCCCACUAACAAUUUGACAUCACAAAGUGCAGCUCCCUUUCAGGCAGAUGAAAGAGGUGCCACUUUGGAUUUGUCUAGCACUGUUACUACUCAAAGAACUGUAGAGAAGCCUACUGCUCAUAUUGGUGGGGUGAAUGCCGUGCCUAAUUCAUCAUCUGAUGUUGUUUUGGAUGUUGAGAGGAUGCAAAUUGAUAAUGUUCCCAUUAGCAGGGAAAACGAGGUGUCAAACUUGAACCCCGAUACUGCUCCUGAUGUUGAACAUAUCCAUAUGGCUGAUGUGGUUGAACAUCCUCUCAUCCUGUCUGGAGACCGAGAAGUCCCAUUUACCUACUUAGCUAGUUUGUCAGCCAAGUGGGCUGCUAUUAAAGAUAAAGCUACAUAUGUACAGGGAAAAAUUAAGUGCUUCUUGACUGGUGUAAAGAGUUUCCAGUAUAAGCAAAGGACAACCUAUGAGCUACUGUGUUAUGUUGAUGAUGGCAGCCUCAUCUCUGAGAUCCUCAUUGAUCACAAUGUUGUGCAAAAAGGAAUAGGUCAUUCUCCACAAGAGGUCACUGCUGCUCUUUCUUCUUCAGACAAACAAAUAGUUAGUGGAAUGAAGGAGAUUAUGAGGCAGUUCCAGACAUUUUUAGCACAUUUUGAGGGAAUGAUGCUUAUAGAGAUAAACAAGAAGUCUUCUCUUCCAAUUGCAAUAGAGAUGACCCAGGGCUGUCCUGCAUCUGAUGCACGGUUGCUUCUCAGAAGAUUGGAGCCUUCUGCUUCUUCUCAAACUCCAGAGCACCUGCCAUUGGAUCCCAUUGACAUAUCCCCUUGAUUGGCUGCAUAUCACGACUGUCUUCUAGGAUGUUGGAACCAAUGCUAACAGAAUUGGCUACCUUCACUGUGAAUUUCGAAUUGGAUCGCAUGAUCCCUUUCAUGCGAUUAAUUUGCAGGCACAUUACAGGCCAAUCCAGAAAUCAAGGAAUCAUGGAACUUCUGGGAUUUUCUUUGAAUUCUUUACAAAGCCGAAGAGAUGUGGCAUGUAUUUGUUUAGGAAGGACGAAGGAGAGAUUUGGAGAAGAAACUGGUAAGAAAAAUCCGGAUUGCAAAGUGUUGGAGACCAAAGAAGAGAAGUGUAGAACCUUUGCUUUUUGGGUCUAAGUCUUGAAGAAGUGAAAUGAGCAAAGAUAUCAAGGUUGCAUUUUAAAAUAUGAAUUGGAAAGAGGGAUUUGGAUUUCAAUUGUAUAAAUGUAUAAUGGAACUUAUGAAAAGAUAGCUUUUAUGAUUA
Messenger RNA from Theobroma cacao (cacao), 2208 nucleotides. It is a transcript of the gene RMI1, whose product is annotated as recQ-mediated instability protein (DUF1767). The record is from RefSeq and is a predicted model, not a curated record. Lineage: Eukaryota; Viridiplantae; Streptophyta; Magnoliopsida; Malvales; Malvaceae. Gene Ontology annotation, molecular function: nucleotide binding. Gene Ontology annotation, cellular component: RecQ family helicase-topoisomerase III complex; nuclear body. Gene Ontology annotation, biological process: resolution of meiotic recombination intermediates; double-strand break repair via homologous recombination.